AUGAGUGAUAAGAUUGAGAAUCCAGCUCAACCAGAAGCUGCUGCUGCUCAAGCCACUCAAGCUGCUCCAGCUGAAGGUGCUCCAAAAGUUAAAACUGAAAAAGAAUUAGAAAAAGAGCGUAAGAAGGCUGAAAAAUUAGCUAAAUUUAAAGCUAAAGAAGCUAAAAAGGCUGAAGAUAAGAAGAAAGCUGAAGCUAAUAAAGAAUCUAAACCAAAGAAAGAAAAAAAAGUUGUUGAACCAAUUCCUGAAUUCGUUGAUAAAACUGUUGCUGGUGAAAAGAAAAUCUUGGUCAAUUUAGAAGAUCCAUCUUUAAAAGCUUACGAUCCAAAAAAUGUUGAAAGUUCAUGGUAUGAAUGGUGGGUCAAAGAAGGUUUAUUUGAACCAGAAUUUGCUGAAAAUGGUGAAUUUAAACCAGAAGGUGUUUUCUGUAUUCCAGCACCACCACCAAAUGUUACUGGUGCUUUACAUAUUGGUCAUGCUUUAACCGUUUCCAUUCAAGAUACUUUAAUUAGAUAUAACAGAAUGAAAGGUAAAACUGUUUUAUUCUUACCUGGAUUCGAUCAUGCUGGUAUUGCUACACAAUCUGUUGUUGAAAAACAAUUAGCUAGAGAUGGUAUUUCAAGACAUACUUUAGGUCGUGAAGCUUUUAUCAAGAAAGUUUGGGAAUGGAAAGAAGUUUACCAUGCUAAAAUCAAAAGUCAAUUUACAAGAUUAGGUGCUUCAUAUGAUUGGAAUUAUGAAAGAUUCACCUUAGAUGAUAACUUAUCUAAAUCAGUUACUGAAGCUUUCGUCAAAUUACAUCAAGAAGGUGUUAUCUAUAGAGCUUCCCGUUUAAUUAACUGGUCAGUUCAUUUAAACACUGCUUUAUCUAAUUUAGAAGUUGAUAACAAGGAAAUUCCAGGUAAAACCUUAUUAUCAGUUCCAGGUUAUGAUGAAAAAGUUGAAUUUGGUGUUUUAACUUCAUUUGCUUAUCCAGUUGAAAACUCUGAUGAAAAAUUAGUUGUUGCUACAACUCGUCCAGAAACUUUAUUUGGUGAUACAGGUGUUGCCGUUCAUCCAGAAGAUCCAAGAUAUAAACAUUUACAUGGUAAAUUUGUUAUUCAUCCAUUCUUAGGUACCAAAAUCCCAAUUGUCACCGAUGCUGAAGCCGUUGAUAUGGAAUUCGGUACUGGUGCUGUUAAAAUUACCCCAGGUCAUGACACAAACGAUUACAACACUGGUAAACGUAACAACUUGGAAAUCGUCAACAUUUUAACUGAUGAUGGUGUUUUGAACGAAAAUGCUGGUGAAUGGGCUGGUAUUAAGAGAUUCGAUGCUAGAAAGAAAGUUAUUGAAGCUUUGAAAGAAAAAGGUUUAUUUGUUGAACAAACUGAAAACCCAAUGACUAUCCCAAUCUGUUCAAGAUCUGGUGAUGUUAUUGAACCAUUAUUAAAACCACAAUGGUGGGUUUCCCAAAAAGACAUGGCUGCUGAAGCUAUUAAAGCCGUUAGAAACGGUGAUAUUACAAUUACACCAAAAUCUUCAGAAGCUGAAUAUUUCCAUUGGUUAGAAAACAUUCAAGAUUGGUGUAUUUCUCGUCAAUUAUGGUGGGGUCAUAGAUGUCCAGUUUACUUCGUUCAAAUUGAAGGUGAAACUAAUGAUGAAAACGAUGAUAACUACUGGGUUUCAGGUAGAACUUUACAAGAAGCUGAAGAACAAGCUGCUCAAAGAUUUGCUGGUAAAACUUACACUUUAAGACAAGAUGAAGAUGUCUUAGAUACCUGGUUUUCAUCUGGUUUAUGGCCAUUUUCCACUUUAGGAUGGCCAGAAAAGACCAAUGAUUUAUCUAAAUUCUACCCAUGGUCAAUGUUAGAAACUGGUUGGGAUAUUUUAUUCUUCUGGGUUUCAAGAAUGAUUUUAUUAGGUUUGAAAAUGACUGGUGAAAUUCCAUUUAAAGAAGUUUUCUGUCAUUCAUUAGUUCGUGAUGCUCAAGGUAGAAAAAUGUCUAAAUCAUUAGGUAAUGUUGUUGAUCCAUUAGAUGUUAUUACAGGUAUUUCUUUAGAAAACUUACACAGUAAAUUGUUAGGUGGUAAUUUGGCUGCUAAAGAAGUUGAAAAGGCCAAAGCUGGUCAAAAAGAAUCAUAUCCAAAUGGUAUUCCACAAUGUGGUACUGAUGCUUUAAGAUUUGCCUUAUGUGCUUAUACUACUGGUGGUCGUGAUAUCAACUUGGAUAUUUUACGUGUUGAAGGUUAUAGAAAAUUCUGUAACAAAAUUUAUCAAGCUACUAAAUUCGCUUUAUUACGUCUUGGUGAUGAUUAUAAACCACCAGCUACUGAAGGUUUAACUGGUCAAGAAUCAUUAGUUGAAAAAUGGAUCUUACAUAAAUUAAAUGAAACUUCUAAAAUUGUUAAUGAAUCAUUUGAAAAGCGUGAUUUCUUAACUUCAACUUCAGCCAUCUAUGAAUAUUGGUAUCAAGUUUGUGAUGUUUACAUUGAAAACUCCAAAUCAUUAAUUUUAGAAGGUUCAGAAGCUGAACGUAAAUCAGCAAGAGAUACAUUAUACACAACCAUUGAUGGUGCUUUAAGAUUAAUUCAUCCAUUCAUGCCUUUCUUAUCUGAAGAAAUGUGGCAACGUUUACCACGUCGUGGUUCUGAUAACACUAAAUCAAUUGUUAAAGCUGCUUAUCCAACUUACAACAAAGAAUUUGAUAAUGCUAAAGCAAGUGCUGAUUAUGAAACUAUCUUGGAUGUUACUAAAGAAGCUCGUUCAUUAUUAGCUCAAUACAACAUCAUCAAGAACGGUAAAGUUUUCGUUGAAGCUUCAAACGCUGAACAAUUUGAAACUAUCACUGCUCAAAAAGAAUCAAUCGUUGCAUUAAUUAAAGCUAUUGACUCAAUCGAGGUUGUUAAAUCAGUUGAAGAAAUCCCACAAGGUGUUGUUUUACAAGCCGUUUCACCAGAAAUCAAUGUUCAUUUAUUAGUUAAAGGUCAUGUUGAUAUUGAUGCUGAAAUUUCUAAAGCUCAAAAGAAAUUAGAUAAAGUUCAAAAGAGUAAACAAUCAAUUGAAAAAAUCGUCAACAGUAAAGAUUAUGCUUCAAAAGCUAACCAAGAAGCUCAAGAACAAAAUAAAACCAAAUUAGAAAACGCAGCUGCUGAAAUUGAAGGUUUCGAACAAACCAUUGCCAACUUGGAACGUUUAAAAUUAUAG
This is a messenger RNA of Hansenula ciferrii, 3186 nucleotides long. It is a transcript of the gene VAS1, whose product is annotated as valine--tRNA ligase. Gene Ontology annotation, biological process: valyl-tRNA aminoacylation. Gene Ontology annotation, molecular function: valine-tRNA ligase activity; aminoacyl-tRNA deacylase activity; ATP binding. The record is from RefSeq and is a predicted model, not a curated record. Gene Ontology annotation, cellular component: cytosol. Lineage: Eukaryota; Fungi; Ascomycota; Saccharomycetes; Phaffomycetales; Wickerhamomycetaceae. Bases 1 to 3186 code for a protein of 1061 amino acids. The transcript has a single exon.